AUGUUGAAGACAGGCAGACCUCCAGCUGGAGACCUUUCCAGAGGGCUGGCCCCAUCAUGGAAAAGCAACACUUCCAGGCUUCGGUCUCCUCCAGAACUUCACAGCCUUCAGACACCAAGACAAGAUUUUGAUAUCAUCUCCAGUGAGGCCCAGGGUCAUGAUUUUGAUCCUUUGUCAGUUGAAAGCAAGAAAGCUGCAACGGUGGUACUGAUGCUUAGUUCCCCUGAAGAAGAAGUUCUAUAUAAAGCAUGUGAAGCUCUGUAUAAAUUUGCAUCAAAAGGUGAAGAAAACAAGCUGACACUUCUUGAAUUUGGAGCCCUGGAACCUUUAUUUAAAUUAGUUACACAUGAAGAUCCCACUGUUCGCAGAAAUGCUACCAUGGUAGUGGGGAUCAUGGCAUCUCAUAAUGAUGUGAAAAAAUCACUAAGGCAGCUUGAUGUCACAAGUGCAUUCAUAGCUCGUCUGGCACCAGAAGAAGAUGUUGUCAUCCAUGAGUUUGCUAGCCUUUGUUUGGUACAUAUGGCAGUUGAUUAUAAUAGCAAAGUGCAAAUAUUUGAGCAAGGUGGACUAGAGCCUCUUAUCCGACUGCUAGGAAGUCCUGAUCCUGAUGUUAAGAAGAAUUGUGUUGAAUGCAUCUAUAGUCUAGUGCAGGAUUUUCAGAGCCGUGCUGCAAUACGUGAACUAAAUGUAAUUCCUCCUUUGUUGGAACUUCUAAAGUCUGACUACCCAGUUAUUCAGUUGUUAGCACUCAAAACUUUAGGUAUCAUUACCAUUGACAGAGAAACAAGAGUGAUGCUAAGAGAAAAUCAAGGAUUAGAUCAUCUUUUCAAGAUACUGGAAACUAAGGAAUUUAAUGAUCUACAUGUAGAAGCUCUUGGAGUUGUGGCAAAUUGUCUUGAGGAUGUGGAUACUGUGCAACUGAUUCAGGAGACAGGGGGUCUCAGAAAACUCCUGGCCUUUACUGAAGUUUCCACCCUAACUGAUUUUCAGAAGAAUGCCGCGAAAGCUAUUGCUAGAGCAGCCUAUGAUCCUGAAAGCAGAAAAAUCCUGAAUGAACAAGAAGUUGAAAAAUGUCUUGUCACCCUUUUGGGAACAGAUAAUGAAGGAACAAAAAUAGCUGCUUCUCAAGCCAUCUCUGUUAUGUGUGAGAAUUUAGCUAGCAAACAAACCCUUGGAGCUCUAGGAAUUCCCCAGCUCGUUCAGUUGCUAAGCAGCGAAAAUGAAGAGGUAAAAGAAGCUGCUGCUACAGCUCUCGUUAAUCUGACAACCGCCCAUCUUGCCAAUGUAAG
Python bivittatus (Burmese python) is the source of this 1289-nucleotide messenger RNA. The record is from RefSeq and is a predicted model, not a curated record. NCBI's taxonomy places the organism in Eukaryota, Metazoa, Chordata, Lepidosauria, Squamata, Pythonidae.